AUGUAAAUUGAUCAUAAAAUAUAUAAAUGGUUAGGAAAUCAUAAAAUAAUAGGAAUUUCAGACAAAAUAUAAGGUGUAAAUGCUAAAGGAAUAUAUGAGUUAGAUAUUAAUAUUACCAAAUAAUUAGAAAAUGGAAUAAAAAUUGCUUAAUUAUUAAAUAAAAUAAAUUAAAAUAAUCAUUCAUAUAUAGGUUAAUUAACUAUAGAUAAAUUAAAGGAUUCCGAUAAUCCCGCAAGUAGACUAUAUAAUUGGAAUUUAAUAAACGAAGCAAUGAAAAAAAUGGGUAUAAGCCUUGAUUAAGAUGUUAAAUCGUUAAUUGUAGCAGGAGAUACAUAAAUGUUAGCAGAAGUAAUAAAAGAUUUAUAUGAUUAUGAUGAUAAUUAAUUAGAAACUAUUUCUAUUCCAAACUCAGCAAAUUCUAUUUAAUCGAAUCCAAGAAGAAAACAGAAUAAAAGAAAUAAUCUUUAUGAAGCUUAAAGAAAAGAUUAAAUUCUUUCUUAAUAAUUUAAAAGUAUAGUUAUAUUUUUAAUAUAAAAUAUUAUUUAUUUACCAAUAAUUAUAGUCGAAGAUAAUUAAAAGACAGUAGAUUUAAACAAUUUAGAUGUAAAUAAAAAAUUAGAUGAAACUUCUUGCCUUUUAGAAUUUUUUUUAAUUGCUAUUUCAAAAUUUUUUAUGUUAUAACCAAAAUAAUCAGCUUCAUUAUUAGCUAAUGGAAAUAAAUAUUUUGCACAUGUAAUAAUAAAAGGUUUAAAAGGUGAUUUUAAUCCUGUUGAAGAUUUUUUUUAAGAAAUAUACGCUAAUAUAUCACGUCUUAUGAUUUUUAUAGAAAUUGAAGAAGGAAAUAUUCCUAUACUUUUAAAUACAUUAAAACCAGGAUUUUUAUCAAAAAAUGAAGAAGUAGUUAUGUGGACUUGCCGCAUAUUAAGUAAAAUAGCAUUUGAUUUGACAAAUCUUGAACUUUUAGCACCCGCAUAUAGUUGGUUUUGUUAAUAAAUGGGAGGAUUAUAUUCUUGUGUAAUGUGUUUAUAAAGACAUAAUAAUGUUUAAGACAAUUUAGUUUCGUUUAUUUUGUAAAUCUCAAGAUUUAAUUUGUUGGAAGUUUUGACAGUUUAAUUAAGAAAAAUAAUAGAAAAUAAUAGAGAAUAUAUAAAUUUUAUAAAUUAACUUUUCAGCUCUUUAUGUUAUUCAAAAUCUUGUAAAGAAGAACUUAUUAGAUUUGAGAUUAUUUAAUUUUGGACUGAUUUAUGUUUUAAUAUAAGUGAAAACGAUCCUUUAAAUAUUAAAAUUUAAGAUAGAGAAUGCUCAUUAUAGUUACUUGUUAAUAUUUGGAAACAAUUUCCUUUAUAUAUAUAAGAAGGAGAAUAUCUUUAAGAAAAAAUACUUGAAUUAUUAAAAAAAGGAACAAGGGAUAAAAACCAAAAUUUCUAAAUGGGAUGUUUAAAUAAACUUUUUGAUAUCUUAGAUUUUUUGGCUUCAGAUAGAAAUCCUUUAGCUAGUUUAAUUUAUAAAAAAUUAACAUUUUCUUUAGUAGAAAAUCAUAUGGAUAUAACUUUAAGAGAUUAUAUGCUUUAAAAUUUUACUUUAACAUUUUAAAAAUUUUAAACUAUCCCAACAGAAAUAUUAUUAGAACCUUUAAUAAAAUAAAUAUAAAUUAGUGAUAAUAAAAGCUACUUUUUUAAUAUUUGUGAUGUCGAAUUUUUUUAAAUAAGUAGUUAACAUUCUAAGCUUUCUUUGCAAAUGGGAAUUUAAUUAAUUGAUUUAUUAUUGAAAGUAUAUUUUAAUAAUUUAAUUUUUGCUUAAAGUGUGUUUAAUUCUAUCGAAAAUAUAAUACAAAGAUUCAUUAAAGAAAAUUCUUUUUAAGAAUAUUUAAUAAAAUUAAUUGUUUUAAGUCUUUCUUAACUUUUGAAUAGUUGUAAAGGCAAAAAAAAUAUUGUCAAAUUUUAAAAAGAUUAAAAAAAUAUAUUUGAUGCCAUUGAUGAAUAAAACUCAGUAUAAAUUAUUAAUGCUCAAAAAAGAGGACUUAUUAUUUAAUUAUUUAAGGUUAUAAUUUAAUAAAAAUAAUUUAGUUUAAAUUCUUAAAUAAAACCUUUAAUUGUUAAACUUUUUAUAGAUUUAAAAAAUAUAAAAAUUGAAUAUAAAGGUCUUUUAAUUCUUUUAAAUUUAUUAGAUAGUCCUGAAUCUAUUAUGCGUGAAAUCGAUUUUUAAAAUUAAUUAGAUAAUAAAGAAAAUGUAGAAAAGGGAAAUUUUUAAAGGAAUUAUAAAGAUAAAAAUUAAUAAGAAAUUGCUUUUUAUGAUAAUGAUAUUACAAAUAAAAUUUAUGAAAAUAAUAAUAAUUAACAAAACUAAUUUUAAGAAGAUAUUAUAAAUGAUGAUUAUAUAUCAAAAAAUGAUUAAAAAAGCUAUUAAAUUAAUAAAAAUGAUAAUUUAAAUUCUAAGGCUAUUAUGUAGAUUGAAUUAAUAAAAUAAUAAAGAGAAAUCUAAUUAUUGAAAAAAAAACAAGAAGAAGAAUUAAAAAAUAGAAAAAAAAUUUUUAAUAAAAGGCUGCUUAGAAGGAAAUAACAAAAAGAAAUUUUUAAUUAGGAAUAUAUAGUAAAUUAACAGAUGAAGAAAAUGGAAUUUUCGAAGAAAACACAUUACCUGUAUAAUCAAAAAUAGAUUAAAUAUAAUUAAUUAAUUUCGAAGAAGAAGAAAAUAGAGAUAAGGAAGGCUUAGGAAUUUAAUUAAAAAAAUACUACAAAGCUUUUAAAUUUUUAUUUAAAAAAUAUGCGAAUUAAACUAAUUAAUUUAAAAAUGGAGAAUUUUUUGGAUAAUUAAAAUAAAAAUUUAACUUAAUAUCAUAUUCCGAUAUAUGUAAACUUUGUAAAGAAAAUGAUUUAUAUAAAUUUGUAAAUAAAGAUGAACUUAGUUAAUUAUUAAGGCUAUUAAAUUAUUAAUUAAAAGAAAUAAGUGAUUUAAGCCCUUUAUCUUUUGAUGAUUUUAUUAAAUAUAUAAUUUAAUUGAUUUAUCUAA
Ichthyophthirius multifiliis is the source of this 3009-nucleotide messenger RNA. RefSeq lists its product as hypothetical. Gene Ontology annotation, molecular function: protein binding. The record is from RefSeq and is a predicted model, not a curated record. The transcript has 8 exons. NCBI's taxonomy places the organism in Eukaryota, Ciliophora, Oligohymenophorea, Hymenostomatida.